Molecule: messenger RNA, 4363 nt
Organism: Orussus abietinus
Lineage: Eukaryota; Metazoa; Arthropoda; Insecta; Hymenoptera; Orussidae
Product: WD repeat, SAM and U-box domain-containing protein 1
Exons: 16
Coding region: 634-3393 (919 amino acids)
Biological process (GO): protein ubiquitination
Molecular function (GO): ubiquitin-protein transferase activity; protein binding
Source: RefSeq, a predicted model, not a curated record
CGGUCCCUCUGAAACACUCAUCGUUUCGUUCAUUUCUUUCCUUUCUGACUAAAAGCAUUAACACUCUACUUAUAAUUAAUUAAGAAAGUACCUUGCGUUCCCGUUUUCAAGAAGAAAAAGUCGCCAAGCCGAGACAAAGGACUUUGGCAAUAGAAGACUGGAAACGAUCGCGGAAGGAUUACUCCAAAAAUGUGCUUAACUUAGACGUGAGUAUUCUCGGACAGAAAUUCAUGAUCACCACGUGACGAGGAAAGUCGCGAGUUUUGCGCGAUUAAAAAUGCAUCGAAUAUUGGAAAAAGUUCCGGCUUGUUAGGGCUGCAAUCGAUACUUCUAUUACACGUCAGCUCAAUAUGAAUAUCAGGAAAUGGCGCGAAUAACUGGUAGCUAGUGUCCGGUAAAAUAUGCAAUGGCUGUCAUUCCGAGUACAUCGCUUACAGGUCGAAAGUAAAUGUCGCAACGAUGCGAGGUGUCAAUGGCGGAAAAUACCGAAGAAUAAUAUCGAAAGUUCACAUCGGAAAACGAUAACCAGGGACACUCUGCUAUUUUUAUUUCAAUGACGAGUAGUCUUAAAGGAGAAGGGAGAAAAGGUAGAAAUUAAUGAGCUCUCUACUUAAUUAAAUUACAGAAGGGAAGAUGGUAGUCAUUACGGGACAGGUGAAGAUUUUGCAAACUCUCGUUAAACACACCAACGAUGUCACCAGUGUCGAUUUUGCCGGAGAUUGCACGCUAGUAACUGGUUCGGGGGAUAAAAGUGUUCGAGUGUGGGAAUGGCGACAAGGCGUUGGAUACGCCGAAAUAUAUUAUUCUCCACUUCGCGGACACAAGUACGGAGUGACAGCUGUCAAAGUCAGUCCCCAGUCAACUAUGUUGGCAUCUUCCAGUAUCGACGGGACUACUCAGCUCUGGAAUUUACGCGUAAGACGUUUAAAAUAUCGCAACCAGAGAAAUGUGAAUCUUUCGACAUUGCAAUUGCAGUCUGGGGCCAAAAUCCACACGAUGGUUCAAAUUGGCGGAGAGUCGGUCAGAGUUUGCAAAUUUUCUCCGGACUCCACUUUACUGGUAACCGCGGGUGAUAACGGUCAGGUGUGUCUUUGGGAUUUGGUACGCCGAAAUUUAAUCAGAUGUUUCCAGCAUCACGAGGGAGCGGUCCACGGGGUUUCCUUCUCCCCGGAUUCCAACUGGCUCGUCACUUCCUGCACUUUUGGCGUUUUGAAGCUCUUCUCUUCUGCCGAUUUAUUGGACCGCUGUAUUACCGAUAAUCAGGCGAUUCAUUUCUCAGCCUCGGUCGACGAUGCCCACGACUUGGGCGUCAUUUGCUGUGACUUUUCUCCUGUCCAGGAAGUCAUAUGUGUCGAGCCAUUUACAAAACUAUAUCAAUUGGUUACUUGCGGUAACGAUCAUAACGUGAAAAUUUGGAACGUCCACGUGGUGCAAGAAAAAUGCGAACAACAACCUAGGACAGCCUCGAUAACGUUGAAUCAAAUUUUGGAAAAGCAUGGAAGCACGUUGACUUGUACUCGUUUCAGUACGAGUGGAUUAUAUCUCGCUAGUACCAGCCUUGACAAGACAACAAUUAUUUGGGAUGCAGUCAGUGGAGCAGUAAUUUCAGUUUUGGGUGGUCACAAAAGAUACGUUGCAUGCUGUGCAUUUUCGCGAGAUGGUACUUUACUAGCAACAGGUUCAAAUGACAAAUCCGUGAAAGUAUGGAACCUCACUGAUAAUUUAUCACUGGAUUCCGAACUGGUCCGACAUUGCAAUUUCAAAUUGCAUCCUACCGAUAGCGAUGAAGCGGAGGCCUCGAAAGAGCAGGAAGUAGUAAAACAUGCGGAAACAAAUCCAAAGGAAGUGACCCUGAUCCAAGAACUGGAUGAUCACGGAGGAGCAGUAAAUUCUGUAGAUUUUUUCGGAAACAGCCUUAUCGCAUCUGGUUCAAGUGACAAGCUCGUGAGAAUUUGGAAGGUUUCCGGGUACGAAAGUCCCGAAAUUAGGUUCAAUGAGAAGUCAUUUAGUCCUUUGGAUGGUCACAAGUACAGUGUCAAUUUUGUGGAAUUCAGCCCUUGUGGAAGAAUGUUGGUUUCCUGCUCUUUAGACGGCACCGCCAUAAUAUGGGAUACAGAGAAUGGCGGCCAUGCAAAGGUAUCUUUAGUAAAUUCCGGAUCUGGAAUUCGCGUUUGUCGGUGGUCACCCGAUGGAACAUCCUUUGCAACCGCGGGUGACGAUGAAAAGACAACUUUAUGGGACGUGGGAAGCAUGAAGGAGUUGCAAGUUUUCGAGGGGCAUUCCGAUGCAAUUACUGCAAUUGCAUUUACACCAGACUCGAAAUAUCUUGUCACAGCCUGCAGCGAGGGUACAUGGAGAUUAUUUGACAUUAAGGACAGAAAAUGCAUCGGUGCAUUAUUAAUUUGCGACGAGGGCCAUGAUUUGGGGGUUCAAGGAUGCGAUUUCGGACCGAUAUUAGGCACGUCGACCAUUACAGGAAGUAGGGAAUUGAAUUCCUCCAACAAAAGCAAAUUUUACACCCUAGCUACUUGUGGAAAUGAUUCGUUGGUGAAAUUGUGGCACAUUACAAUUUUUCACCUCGACGAAGAAAACGAGAUAAGUGGUGAAAAUAAUAUCUCAUAUAAAGAACAUAAAUUAUUGAGUGGUCAUGGAGGAAACGUGAUGAACGUUCGAUUUUCCCCGAUACAUGGAGAAAUUUUGGGAAGUGCUGCAACGGACAAGACAGCUCGAAUUUGGAGCGUGCACUCCGGAAUGUGCCUUUUCGUGCUGGAAAACCACGAAGGUUUAGUAACAACGUGCACAUUCUCCGAGAGUACGUCUCUUUUUGUAACAGGUGCCUUAGAUAAAGCCGUGUUAGUUUGGAAAUUACCGCAAGAACUGAUUUCGCAAAGUAUGCUAGUAGAUAAUCUAAGACAUAAUCGGAGGAGACUAGCUGAUUGGAGAACGGAUGACGUUACAAACUGGCUGACUAAUAUCGAACUAACCGAUUUAAUUCCGAAGAUCCAAGGCACUUCGUUAACUGGGCGACAUCUUUUCUUGAUGUCGGAGACAGAACUGGUUGCGAGAUUGCAACUUCAUGACGAAGAAGCCGAGGAGUUUAAAAUGCAAUUAUAUUGGCUGAAGAGGGAAGACAGCAAUUUAAUGGAAGCUCUGGAUGAAACGGAAAUUCCGCACGAAUUUGUGUGUCCAAUAACACACGAGAUCAUGAAAGAGCCUGUCCUGUGUCUAGAUGGAUAUACGUACGAAAGGGCGGCUAUUAACGAGUGGUUUCUUUGUGGAAAAUAUACAAGUCCGAUGACGAACGAGCCACUACACGACACAAGUUUUACAUCUAACGUUGCUCUAAGAAAUGCAAUUUGUAAAUUGUUAUAUGGAGAGAAACCGUCGGCCUAAAUGAAUACCGAAGAAGAUCGAUCGAUCGAUCGGAGACUCGAAUUUGUAUUCACUUUUCCACCAGGAAUUGUAAAGCACCAAGAUUUUUCACCAAAGAGAAAAGACGGCAAAUUUCAACAUUUACGAUACAAAUCCGCGUGGACACUAAAUAUGUGGAUUAUAAAGGAUAUUUUUAUAAACUAGCACAAAGCGUGAGAAACAAUCACCAAAAAACCGCUUAUAAAUAUAAAAGAAAGAUUUUGACUCUGACGGAUUUAUAAAGAUGUAAACCUGCACAUAGAAAUUCAGAUAAAUAAAUUAACGAGAGAACAUGCGAUGCUAAAGAUGUUAAGGAUAUGAAAAAUUAUAAUCCAGAUACCUGAUGCACGAAAUCAGUACAAUUUCAAGUCUUUAUCCAGACGUUAUCGAGAUUGCCAGAAACAAGUGUUAACCCCUCGCAUUGAUUCUUUUUGAUCGAUAACAUUUUCUAAUAACUACUGACUUUAUUGCAAUUAAGUUCGCAGAUCUCUACAAACAAAAUGUAUUUUAAACAUUCCUUUCAAGUCUUUCAAGUAACACAAAAUUAUCACAAUAUCAACAGCAGUAGCUCUCUUUGUAUUAAGUCAGAAAUACAUUUAAUGCGAGGGAUUCAAAGUUAUAUGACAAAUUAUAUCACCCAAUGUGCCUGUCAAUUAAGCAAACGAACAAUACGUACAUGUAGGUUCAAAGGCAACUCAAUUAUGGGCCACUCACCCACUUGUAUUAUUAACGCGAGUGAUAUUCUUGUAUCAAUAAGAUUCUGUAAAGAGUGUAUAUAUUUUCUAAAUAUCUCGUCAGGAAUUGCGUCAAAGCAAAGCUUGUACCUCUGUGAUAAAAUCUUGGAUGUAAUCGUAAUAUCAUUUUUUAUCGUUGAAUAUUUCAAUGUAUGCUCACUAAUUAUUCUCGAUGUCAACUGUAAUUGUAUCCCAUAAUAAAGAUGAGAAAUUUCCAA